Molecule: messenger RNA, 1797 nt
Organism: Juglans microcarpa x Juglans regia
Lineage: Eukaryota; Viridiplantae; Streptophyta; Magnoliopsida; Fagales; Juglandaceae
Exons: 5
Coding region: 1-1797 (598 amino acids)
Source: RefSeq, a predicted model, not a curated record
AUGAAAAUACUUAGUUGGAACUGUCGGGGGCUUGGGAACCCUCAGACAGUUCAAAACCUUCUCCUUUUGGUGAAGGACAAGAAAUCCAAUAUGGUCUUCUUGAUGGAGACUAAACUAGUAGCAUGUAAGGUUGAGGGAAUUAAUAGGAGAUUGGGAUGGGAAGGAUGCUUUGUUGUUGACUUGCUGAAGAGGAAAGGGGGCUUGGCAUUGCUGUGGUGCAGGGAUAAGGAUGCGGAGAUACUCAACUACUCUCAACACCAUAUUAAUGCUACGGUCAUGAGUGAAGAGAAGAAGCUGCCGUGGCUGCUCACUGGAUUCUACGGGCAUCCUGAGGAGAAGAAAUACACUUGGAGUAACAAGCAUAUAGAUAGCACUUUUACCAAGGAGAGACUUGAUAGGGCUGUUGCUAACUUCCGAUGGUCUAAAAUUUUUUGUGAUAGAGUGGUGGAAGCACUGACAGUAUCUCAAUUUGACCAUAAGGCUUUACUGCUUUGUUUGAGACAACAAAAUUUUGUGAAUACAAAGAAAAGAAGGGUGUUUAGAUUUGAAGCUAAGUGGAUAAGGGAUGAAGAGGGCGUAGUUGUAGUGGAAAGGGGGUGGAGGAGGACUGAAAUAGAUCCAAAUCCAGGAAGGAAUAUCCAAGGAAAGAUGAAUGGUUGUAAAGGAGACUUAAUCAGGUGGAGUAAAUCAAAAGAAAAAGAGGUUGUCCUGAUGUUGAAGCAGAAAACUGAGAGGUUGAAAAGGGAACAAGAAAGUGAAGGGCCACAUAAUGUUGAACUAAUCAGAAUGCUACAAGAGGAGAUGGGGUCUUUGUUGGAGCAGGAAGAUCUAAAAUGGAGACAAAGAGCUAAGAGAACAUGGUAUCAAUUGGAUAAAGAAGGGAUUGAAGAGGUUUUUUAUGAUUACUUCAAUUCAAUUUUCUGCUCCACACAACCAACAUCAGAAGCUAUUGAGGAGUGUCUAAAGGAGUUGGAACCGAGAGUGACAAAGGUGAUGAAUACAGAGCUACAUAAGGAAUUUACAAAACUUAAGGUGGAGGAAGCAUUGAAACACAUGGGAUCUCUGAAAUCCCCUGGCCCUGAUGGUUAUGGCGCUUGUUUUUAUCAAGCCUAUUGGAGCACAGUGGGGGAGGAGGCUAAAGAAAGUACUGCCUGCCAUCAUUCCAGCAACCAAAGCAUAUUUAUACCGGGAAGGCUUAUAACGGACAAUGUGAUGAUAGCUUAUGAAUCCUUGCACACGAUGAAAACAAGACAGAAAGGUAGAAUUGGUAGCAUGGCUCUCAAGCUAGAUAUGUCAAAAGCCUACAAUAGGAUAGAGUGGAGAUACGUGGAGGCAGUCAUGAGAAAAUUGGGCUUUGGGGAUAGAUGGGUAUCUCUGAUUAUGAGGUGUACUACUUCAGUGACCUACUCAAUCCUUGUUAAUGGGGAGCCCGGGAAAACUUCGAAACCCACAAGGGGAAUAAGACAAAGGGAUCCUAUCUCCCUCUACUUGUUUAUCCUUUGUGCAGAAAGACUUCCACAAAGACUUUGCAAGGAACUAGCAUCCCUCUUGACAAGAUUCUGGUUGGGCCAUAAACAGAAUGAGAAGAAGAUUCAAUGGAGAAGUUGGUUCAAUAUAGGAGAAUCAAAGAGUAAUGGAGGUUUGGGCUUCCGAGAUUUUGAGUGUUUUAAUAAGGCAAUGCUUGCAAAGCAAUGCUGGAGAAUGUUGAAACAACCUGAUUCACUAGUGGCAAAGAUUAUGAAAGAGAAGUAUUUUAAGAAUGUGGCAAUUGUUGAUGCAAAUCUAGGGUAUGGAUAA